Molecule: messenger RNA, 1653 nt
Organism: Dovyalis caffra
Lineage: Eukaryota; Viridiplantae; Streptophyta; Magnoliopsida; Malpighiales; Salicaceae
Source: the annotation of a GenBank genome assembly
AUGCAGAUCUUAUUUCCUGUUACUCCCGGUCAGUGUUCUUUUUUGCUUGGAAUCGUACCUGUAUUUGCUGCUUGGAUUUACGCCGAGUAUUUGGAGUACAAAACAAAUAACACCUUAGCCAAAGCGCAUUCUGAUAUAGGAUUGGUUGAAUUGGGGAAUGGCGCGGUUAAAGAAGAUGAUAGAGCUGUUUUAUUAGAGGGAGGAGGUAUUCAGUCUGCUUCUCCCAAAGCUCGGGGUUCAGGUUCCGCAUUUCCAAUUUUCAGGUUCCUUAUGAUGGAAGAGCAAUUCUUGAUUGAUAACCGGUUGACGCUUAGAGCUAUAUCGGAAUUUGGUUUCUUUAUGGCGUACUUUUACAUAUGUGACCGUACUGAUAUCCUUGCUUCAUCUAAGAAGAGUUACAAUCGAGAUCUUUUCUUGUUUCUCUACUUCCUUCUCAUCAUAGUUUCAGCAGUAACUUCUUUCACAAUACAUCAUGAUAAGUCACCGUUCUCUGGGAAACCUAUACUUUAUUUGAAUAGGCAUCAAACCGAGGAGUGGAAAGGCUGGAUGCAGGUAUUAUUUUUAAUGUACCACUACUUUGCUGCGGCAGAAAUAUACAAUGCAAUUCGUGUGUUUAUUGCUGCAUAUGUGUGGAUGACUGGAUUCGGCAACUUCUCAUAUUAUUAUGUCCGCAAAGAUUUCAGUAUUGCUAGGUUUGCACAGAUGAUGUGGCGGCUUAAUUUCCUGGUGCUAUUCUGCUGUGUUGUACUGAACAAUAGUUACAUGCUAUACUAUAUUUGCCCCAUGCACACUCUUUUCACCCUUAUGGUCUAUUCGGCACUUGUUAUUUAUAACAAGUACAAUGAGAUUGGAUCAGUCAUUGCUGCAAAAAUUAUUGCCUGCUUCGCUGUAGUAAUUCUCAUGUGGGAAAUUCCUGGAGUAUUUGAAGUGGUUUGGAGCCCGUUUACUUUCCUUUUCGGUUAUACUGAUCCUGCAAAACCAGAUUUGCCCCGCUUGCACGAGUGGCAUUUUCGAUCUGGCCUUGAUCGUUAUAUCUGGAUAAUUGGAAUGAUUUAUGCCUACUAUCAUCCAACGGUGGAAGGAUGGAUGGAGAAACUAGAGGAGACAGAAGCGAAGCACAGAAUACCAAUCAAAACAGCCAUUGCAACGAUAUCUCUGGCGGUGGGAUAUAUGUGGUACGAGUACAUAUACAAGCUGGACAGAAUUACUUACAACAAAUACCAUCCUUAUACCUCGUGGAUUCCCAUAACUGUGUACAUUUGUUUGAGAAAUGUCACCCAGCAAUUCCGGUGCUACAGUUUGACCCUAUUUGCAUGGCUAGGGAAAAUCACUCUGGAGACAUACAUUUCUCAAAUCCAUAUCUGGUUAAGAUCAGGCAUUCCAGAUGGCCAACCAAAAUUGUUACUUUCUCUAAUUCCAGAUUACCCAAUGUUGAACUUUAUGCUUACCACUUCCAUAUAUGUUGCAGUUUCUUACAGACUCUUUAAUUUGACAAAUACAUUGAAAACGGCAUUUGUGCCCAGUAAAGACAGUAAGCGCCUGACAAACAACAUAAUUACAGCAGCAGCGGUUUCAAGUGUUCUAUAUUUGCUGUCUUUCGUAUUCUUAAAAGUCCCUCAGAUGCUGGUAAGAGUUGCUCUUUUAAAUUCCUAA